Passer domesticus (house sparrow) is the source of this 615-nucleotide messenger RNA. RefSeq lists its product as uncharacterized. Gene Ontology annotation, biological process: response to bacterium. The coding region runs from base 1 to 615 and encodes 204 amino acids. NCBI's taxonomy places the organism in Eukaryota, Metazoa, Chordata, Aves, Passeriformes, Passeridae. The record is from RefSeq and is a predicted model, not a curated record. The transcript has 2 exons.
AUGCGGCGGGCUCGGGGCGUGGCGCUGCCGGCGCUGGCCGUGCUGAUCAUCGUGGCUGUGGUCAGAGCCCGGGUGCAGCAGGAGCCAUUCCUGGAGACCACCGAGGGCACCGGCAUCAACAUCACCUGCUCACACUCCAACAUACAGACCACUGAUUUUAUCUACUGGUAUCGACAAUUCCCUGGCCGAGGACCCGAACUCUUUGUGAGCAUUCACAAGGACUCCAAAGAGCUGCCGGACAGUGCGGGCCGUGUGUGGGUGUCGGCAGAUCGGCGUCGGAGCGCGCUGUGGCUCGGGCGGCCCCGGCGCGGGGACGCGGCCGUGUAUUACUGCGCGCUGGGGCCACGGGCAGAGGAGCCGGGGCUGCGGCCGGGCACGAACCGCCGCGGGCGGGGCCGGGCGGGGCCAGCAGGGGGCGCUGCCGGGGCGCGGCUCCGCAGCUCCUUCCGCUGCCCCGAGCCCGCACGCACCGGCACCGCCAGUGACAGGGAAAAGGCCCGCACACUCCCUGCCUGCCUGCCCUCAGUCCUGCUGCUAUUGCUUCUCCUCACUUCCAUCCCCUCCCUGACACCUUUCUGGGAAUACAGCAGCACCCUCAGUAGAAAAAAAAAGUAA